Elephantulus edwardii (Cape elephant shrew) is the source of this 1121-nucleotide messenger RNA. RefSeq names its product small glutamine-rich tetratricopeptide repeat (TPR)-containing, beta (gene SGTB). Gene Ontology annotation, cellular component: TRC complex; membrane. Gene Ontology annotation, molecular function: protein binding; molecular adaptor activity. The record is from RefSeq and is a predicted model, not a curated record. The coding region runs from base 37 to 951 and encodes 304 amino acids. The transcript is spliced from 10 exons. Gene Ontology annotation, biological process: post-translational protein targeting to endoplasmic reticulum membrane. Lineage: Eukaryota; Metazoa; Chordata; Mammalia; Macroscelidea; Macroscelididae.
UCCUUCUUACCAGGAAAACGUGUUUGAACUUCUAAAAUGUCAUCUAUCAAGCACCUCGUUUUUGCAGUUAUUCGUUUUUUACGAGAACAAAGUCAGAUGGACGCUUAUACAUCUGAUGAACAAGAAAGCUUGGAAGUUGCCAUUCAGUGCUUGGAGACCGUUUUUAAGAUCAGCUCUGAGGAUACACACCUUGCAGUUUCACAGCCUUUGACAGAAAUGUUCACGAAUUCCAUCUGUAAGAAUGACAUUCUGCCUCUCUCAAACUCGUUGCCUGAAGAUGUGGGAAAAGCUGACCAAUUAAAAGAUGAAGGCAAUAAUCACAUGAAAGAAGAAAAUUAUGGGGCUGCAGUGGACUGCUAUUCACAAGCAAUAGAAUUGGAUCCAAAUAAUGCGGUUUAUUAUUGCAACAGGGCUGCUGCUCAGAGUAAAUUAGGUCACUACACAGAUGCAAUAAAGGAUUGUGAAAAAGCAAUUGCAAUUGAUUCAAAGUACAGCAAGGCCUAUGGGAGAAUGGGGCUGGCCCUCACUGCCAUGAAUAAAUUUGAAGAAGCAGUUACAAGUUAUCAAAAGGCAUUGGAUCUUGACCCUGAAAAUGAUUCCUAUAAAUCCAAUCUCAAAAUAGCAGAACAGAAGUUACGAGAAGUAGCCAGUCCUACAGGAACUGGAUUGAGUUUUGACAUGGCCAGCUUGAUAAAUAAUCCAGCCUUUAUUAGUAUGGCAGCAAGUUUAAUGCAGAAUCCUCAAGUUCAACAACUCAUGUCAGGAAUGAUGACAAAUGCCAUUGGGGGACCUGCUGCAGGAGUUGGAGGCCUAACUGACCUGUCCAGCCUCAUUCAAGCGGGACAGCAGUUUGCUCAGCAGAUACAGCAGCAGAAUCCUGAACUUAUAGAACAGCUGAGAAAUCAUGUCCGGAGCAGAUCAUUCAGCAGCAGCACUGAAGAGCACUCCUGAUUUGACAAGGCUCAUUGGCCCAGAAAGCAAAUGAUUUAUGACUCUGAAAUCUUCACUGUAGAUAGUGGCCAAAAACAGCACCAUACCUGCUAUUUGAAAAUAAUGGAGGAAAAACUCUUGUGUAUAUUCCAUAAGAAUAAAUCUGUUUAGACAAUAGGUUUACUACAGAC